AUGCCGUCGACACAUAAGAAAGAGAAGCCCUGGGAUACCGACGAUAUCGACAAGUGGAAGGUCGAGGCCUUCACCGCAAAGGACAAUGCCGGCGGCACAUUCACCGAAGAAUCGUCCUUUGUCACGCUGUUCCCCAAAUAUCGCGAAGUCUAUCUGAAGGAGGCCUGGCCGCUCAUCACCAAGGCGCUGGAGAAGCACGGCAUUGCCUGCACGCUGGAUCUCGUCGAGGGUUCCAUGACGGUCAAGACGACGCGAAAAACCUUUGAUCCCGCCGCCAUCCUGAACGCGCGCGAUCUCAUCAAGCUGCUGGCUCGAAGCGUCCCGGCGCCCCAGGCCGUCAAGAUCCUGGACGACGGCGUCGCGUGCGACAUCAUCAAGAUCCGAAACCUGGUGCGGAAUAAGGAGCGCUUCGUCAAGCGGCGCCAGCGGAUACUGGGCCCCAACGGCUCUACGCUCAAGGCGCUCGAGCUGCUGACAGAGACGUACAUUCUCGUCCACGGCAACACAGUAUCGGCCAUGGGACCGUACAAGGGCCUCAAGGAGCUGCGCAGAGUCGUGGAGGACUGCAUGAACAACAUCCACCCCAUCUACCACAUCAAAGAGCUCAUGAUCAAGCGCGAGCUGGCCAAGGAUCCCGAGCUGGCCAACGAGAGCUGGGACCGCUUCCUGCCAAACUUCAAGAAGAAGACGCUGAGCAAGAGACGGGUGCCCCUCAAGGUCACGGACAAGGCCAAGAAGGUCUACACGCCCUUCCCGCCGGCGCCGGAGAAGAGCAAGGUCGACAAGCAGAUUGAGAGCGGCGAGUACUUCCUCAACAAGGAGGCAAAGGAUAGGGCGGUGCUCACCGACCGCAGAGAGAAGCAGAAGGAGGCCAAGGAAGAGCGGGCAAAGCAGCGGGCAGCCGAGUAUGUACCACCGGAAGAAGAUAGGCCUAAAAAGAAGCGGAAGAAGACUUCUGAGUAG
This is a messenger RNA of Trichoderma gamsii, 963 nucleotides long. RefSeq names its product ribosomal RNA assembly protein KRR1. The record is from RefSeq and is a predicted model, not a curated record. The coding region runs from base 1 to 963 and encodes 320 amino acids. Gene Ontology annotation, cellular component: nucleolus; small-subunit processome. The transcript has a single exon. NCBI's taxonomy places the organism in Eukaryota, Fungi, Ascomycota, Sordariomycetes, Hypocreales, Hypocreaceae. Gene Ontology annotation, molecular function: RNA binding.